Paramuricea clavata is the source of this 3304-nucleotide messenger RNA. NCBI's taxonomy places the organism in Eukaryota, Metazoa, Cnidaria, Anthozoa, Malacalcyonacea, Plexauridae. The record is from the annotation of a GenBank genome assembly.
ACAAUCCUGGUAACCUCACCCUAGGUGGAUUAUUCCCCUUGACAUCUGUUGAUGAAAAAGAGAACUGUCGUGAUAUCAUAUCUGUCGAUGCUAUGAGACCAUUUCUGGCUAUGUAUUUCGCCGUAGACACAAUCAACUCAGACGACUCCAUUCUUCCGAAUAUAACUCUCGGAACUAAACUUUUGGAUACUUGCAAAAGCCGUGUUUCAUCGCUGGACUACACCCUUAAACAUUUUGUCUUUGGCGAGAAUAAUGGAAAACUAAGUGAUUAUCCAAUUGUUGGACUGGUCGGACCAGCGACCAGUAUUGAGGCAGGUACAAUAUCCAAGGUAAAAAUAGUCGGACGGCUGUAAUAUUCUUGUUUGAAGUUUUACCUCAAACAGUCUGUGCCAGUGUAGGUAGAGUCGAUAACAAGAUACUGCGCUUUGAGAGAUACAACUAUAUCUAAAAAUACAAACAGAACUUCGACAUUUCGAUCGAAGGCCCUUCGUUGGAAAAAACAUGUGCUUGUAUUUUUCCGGUAGUUGUCACGAGAUAUUAAGUGACGUUUUUGACAACACGAACGGCAUGAGUAACGUCAGAAGACUGGGUCAAGGGCUGUGAUUGGUGAAAAACGUCAACUUUACUUCCGGUCGACGUCCGUGUUGUCAAAAACGUCACUUGCUUAAGCUCACUAUUACUCGAGAAACUCCGCAUUUACGGAGUUGAUACAAAUAGUUUAUCCUGGUUUCGAUCCUAUUUACAAGAUCGCAAAAACAAAAAUGUUAUGUGAAUGAUGUUCUAUCCGGCGAACGUACAAAUAAUUGUGGUGUGCCUCAGGGGUCAAUUAUUGGACAGUUAUUAUUUCUCACUGAUAUAUCAACAAUCUUCCUCGGUGUUUAAAACAUUCAACAGUUUGAAUGUACGCUGACGAUACAAGCAUAACAACGACAGGAACAUCUAAUCCAGAAAUAUAGGAGAACGGGACUGAUGUUUUCCGGCGGGGGGGAGGGGGCAGUUGAAAGUUUGCCCAAUUUUUAUGGAGAAUUGUAGUGAAAUAACCUAAUUUUAACAUAUUUUCUGAUAAAUCUGCCCGAAUUUUCUUGAUUUUUCCUAGCAUUUGCCCGAAUUUCCAUGGGUUUUUCCAAUUUAUUUUUUUUUGGGGGGGGGGGCAGUCCCCCCCCCCUGCCCCCUGUCUCGUACGCCUAUGACCAGAAAUAGUAACACCUGCUAAUAAUGACUUAACUAAUAUAAGUAACUGGCUGAAAGCAAACAAACUCAGCCUUAACGUGACCAAAACGGAGUACAUGUUCAUUGGAUCAGAACAAAAUAUAGACAAGUUAAGAGAUGUACCGCUACUGUUUCUUGAAAACAAAGCUAUAAAUAGGGUCAAAGCAACCAAGUAAUUAGCGGUACAUAUUGAUGAAAGACUAACAUGGCAUGAACAUGCACAUUCAAAAUAUUUCAAAAAAAGUAGGUGCUGUAAUUUCAGGUUUAUGGCGGGUAAGGGAGUUUGUCCCAUUAUCGACAUGGUUAACAAUCUAUAAGUCGUUAAUACAACCAUUAUUUGAUUACUUCGAUGUUAUUUGGGACAGCCCUCCUGCUGCUGCCGCCAACAUUCUACAAAAGUUGCAAAAUCGUGCCGCUAGAGUUAUUACUCGUCAAGGUUACGAUUUCAGAUCCAAUGAAAUAAGGAAAACAGUGAAUUGGAAAACUCUUGCUGAAAUACAAGGCAUACACAUUCAAAUUAACUAUGAUGUAUAAGAUAUUAAAUAACUUGGCACUAAAUUAUUUGAGAGACCAUUUUAAAAUGUUUCCAUUGGAAAUUUCUAUAGAAUGAUUAAGAAAUGGAAAACUAUACCUUGUACUACCAAAGCCUCAAACGGAAUAUUUAAAGGAAGCUUUGCAUUUUCAGGGGUAAAAUUGUGGAAUACUCUACCUGAAGAUGUAAAAUGCAGCAACAGAUUGAGUCAAUAAUUUAAAAUAGGAGUAAUGAUCACAUUAUCAACUUCUAGCUAAAAUUGUAUAUAUAUUCGGCUUUCUUGUAAAGCAGUGCUAUGCACUGAAGGAUCUCCGAAUUCAAAUAAAUAUUUCUUUUUCUCUCUGUCUCUACGCAGGUUUAUAUUUCCAUGCAUAUACAAUAAUAAAAUUAGGUACACAUGGUAAAAGAACACGAGAGAAUGGUGUUAGGAAUAUACAUAGAAAUAUUUAUUCCAUAAUUUACCAUUAUUCUAAAAAUGCAUCAUUUGACUGACGAUAUAUAUGAGCAAGGUUUUUGUGUUUCCUGACUUGUACCUCUCAUAUAUACUUACUGUACAGAUUCAGAUUUCAGUAACAUUUUAAAAAUUCAAAACUGUGUGUUCUUGAAUUAAUUUAAAGGAAAGGUGAAAACAUAAUCGCUCCAAUGCUAUAGGAUUUUGUUUUUCCGCUAACCAGGGAUUAUUUGUGUUUGUGUCUUUAGUUAAACAAGUUGCCAUUUUUUAUGCAUUUAGAUCACAAAUUGGAAACGUUUAGUUUGUACAUGCAUGAUUAAUGUUCCGUUUAUACACGCAGCCACAAAUCCGAUAGAAAAUAAUCUCGAUUUUCCCCCGCAUUCGGAAAUUUGAAUCCCGAAAAAUGUGGAAACUUCGUAUCCGGAGUUAUUUGAAACCUUCCGCGAUAACUGCAAUUUUGUCGCGACUUUUCGAGCAGUCACUGCUUUUUCGCUUGCUUUUACUUAAUAUAUAGCUUUUUUGGAGCGUUGUCCCCGUUAGGGUACUAAUUCCGCCUGGCUAGCGCUAUUUACACAUGGGGAAGGGAAAGCAUUAGCGAAAUCCCCGAACUCCUUUUGUAAAUUUAGCCCCAUAUCCUAUUGUUCCAACACUAUAUUCUUUCGAAAGAAACACCUGCUAUAACUUGAAUGUACACAUAAAAUGACCACACUAAAUUUUAAAAAAAUAUAUAGGUAACAAAAAUAUAUAGGUAACAAAGUAAUUUUAAACAUCAAGUAGCUUUGACCCAUACGUUCCUGGUCUCAAAAUAACAAUUGAUAAGAGUUGACAAUACAAAUUAUUGAAAAAUAACGUUUUCAUAUAUUUUGAAGGUUUUGGGGGUAUUAAAGAUUCCCGUGAUUAGCUAUUGGGCGACAAGUGAUGAACUCAGUGACAAGUCGGAGUAUGAGUAUUUCUCUCGAACAAUACCAUCAGAUAUGUUACAAGUCAAAGCGAUAGUGGAUGUUCUGGAUUAUUUUAACUGGACUUAUGUGUCCAUUGUGUACACCGAUGAAUCUUAUGGUCGAUACGGAUUUGAAAUGCUGAAGAAGGAGGCGACAAAGCACGGUACAUGA